GCCGCCAGUUGAGCAGCUUUCAGCUUCAUCCCGGGACGAUUUCUUCUUCUUCUUCUUCGUGACCGAGGACCAGGUUUUACCGCCCCGUCGUGUCGCCAUCUUGUCCCUGAAGAGACGGUUGAGUCGGGAUGCGUGUUUCUAUUGUGUGGAGGAGAAGCAGAAGAAGCUCCAUGUGCGCGGAUUAACGGACUCUAACAAAAGACCCGCGCGCUGCUCGCCCCCCUCCCGCCGGCGCUUUCCGCGUGGGACUCCGGUUCUCCCGUGACACCGGACUCUGGUUCGUUCGGCCGUGGUCUGGGUCUCUGGUCCAGUUCUUUUUGACCCGGUUUCCCUUCUUUUAUUUCCCGCAAGAUGCCGCUGCUCCACCGGAGAGCCUUCGUCCGGCAGAGACCUCCAGCGGACCUGCGCCCGGACGAGGAGGUCUUCCUCUGCAAGAUCACCCACGAGAUCUUCAGGAGCUACGAUGAGUUCUUCGAGAGGACCAUCCUGUGUAACAGCCUGGUGUGGAGCUGCUCCCUGACGGGCCGGGCCGGGCUCACCUACCUGGAGGCCACAGACAGCGAGCGGCGGGCCCGGCUCAGCCUGCAGAGCUUCUCUGAGUCUCUGCUCCACCCGCUGCUCCACCUGGCCGCACUCAGCCGCUGCUGCAGGCUGACGGAGCUCUGUGAGCUGGUCUACGCCUUCGUCAAGGACCGCUUCUUCCCUGGGGAGACGGUGGACGUGGUGGGACGCAACGGGGCCAGACACGUGUGUGAGAUCCUGCAGGUCCUGUCUCCUCACUCCAGCGCUAAUGGUCGCCCUAAAGCAUCUGGCGACGGCACCAUCGUCAUCAGCGACAGCGACGAGGAGAGUGAAGCCUUCCAGAGCCCCACAGUCAAUGGCAGGAAGAGGAGGAGGAGGAGGAAGCCUCUGAGCCCGUCUGUGUUUAAGUACACCGUGAGGAUGACCAAAGCAGAACAUUCCGAGCCGUUCACUGUGAAAGGGAGUCACAUCAGUCGCAGGAAGACCAGCGUCUCCAAAGAGAGGCUGAAGCUCCUGUUCAAGCAGCACUGUGAACCUCACAACGGGACCAUCGUCCUCAAGUCCUCCACAGUGACCAAGUACCGGCUCUCUGAACAAUGCUUCUCUCAGUUCUUCCCUGAUGAGCCCCCCCUCCUCCCCUUCAGCCCUCCUGCUAAAGGUGGCCGUGGCUCACCUGGACAGACCAGCUCGUCCCUCCGGAAGGCAGCAGAAGAGAAGCUGAAGCUUCUGCAGCAGAAAGACGACAUGGCCGCUGCAGCUAAGGACCGAGUUCGUCUAAAGAAGGAGAAGGAGGACGUGCAGGAGGCUAGGAGGAGGGAGAGGGAGGACCGGGAGAGAACCAAGGAGGACCAGAGAAAGAGGUUUGAGGAGGAGAAACUCAAGAGGAGGGAGGAGAAGGAGCGCAGGAAGCUGGAGAAGGACAGGGAGCGAGAGAAGCUGAGAGAGGAGAAGAAGAAGUAUGCAGAGCGCUUGAAGCUGUGGAGCAAACCCAGAGAGGACAUGGAAUGUGAGGACCUGAAGGAUCUGCCCAGUCCCGUCCCAGUGAGGACCCGUCUGCCCCCCCACCUCUUUGGAGAAGCUCUGAUGGUUCUGGAGUUCCUGCGGGCCUUCGGCGAGGUCCUUGCCCUGAAGGACGAGUUCCCAGAUGGAGUCUCUCUGGAGGUUCUGGAGGAGGCCCUGGUGGGUUCUGAUCCUGAAGGUCCUCUGUGUGAGUUGCUGUUCUUCUUCCUGUCAGCCAUCUUUCAGGCUCUGGACGAAGAGCAAGAAGACGUGGCUAAAGAGCAGGCAGAAGACCUCCCGGAGGCUCUGGAUGAUGACCACGAUGCCACCCAGUCUGCGCUGAGUGCUGUCGCCUCAUUGGCUGCCUCGUGGCCUCAGCUGCACCAGGGUUGCGGUCUGAAGCAGCUGGAUCUGGACAGCUGUACGCUGUCAGAGAUCCUGCGGCUGCACAUCCUGGCAUCUGGUGCUGACUGUUACCAUGGCAACGCCAAGUUCCGAUACCAGAAGCAGGGCGGGUUCACCCUGAUGGACGACCCGUGUGUGGAGCUGCGAUUGGCCGAGCCCUUGCUGCUGAAGAGGCUGUCGAGCACCUCUGUGUACGACCUGACUCCAGAGGAGAAGCUGAGGAUCCUGAAGGCGCUGAUGGGGAAGCUGCUGACGUUGGCCUCCAGCAGAGACCUAAUAGAAGACUGUGUGGAGGAUCAAAGAUCUGCUAAACAGGAGCUCAGAGAAAUCCGAUCUGAACAACACCGCAGAGACCGGGAGGAGGCUGCACUCAGGGUCCGUCUCCGUAAGGAGGAGAAGCUGAGGGAGCAGGAGAUGAGGAUGAAGGAGAAGGAAGAGAGACUGAAGCAGCAGGAGGUGAAGGGAGGACUCAACCCCACCAGUGAGGCUCUUUUAAAACAUUCAAUCGAAGAAGACAAGGAGCAAAACUCUUCAUUCAACAAGAUAACGGAAAUCGACCAGAUAGACAAUCAGCUGACCUCUGACCCCAAGCCCCUGCCCUGCCCCCCCACCCUGCUAAGUGCCAAGGAGCAGGAGAAGGUUCGAGAGCUGCAGGAGCGGAUCCAGAAGGCUGCGUCCUGCACCUGCCUGCUGCCGCUGGGUCGGGACCGCAUGUACCGCCGGUACUGGCUCCUCCCCUCGGCCCCCACCCUGUUUGUAGAGGAGGACGGCUUCGGCCUGACGGAAGACAUGCUGCGUCCACGGCCCAGACCCCCCCAGGACGCCCCGCCCCCCAUGGAGGAGGAGGAGCUUGCCCAGGGGAGUGCUGGCUCAAGCCCCACCCCCCUCAGCACCUGUGGGCCGCCUGUCAAAUGUCUCAACCAAUGGUUCUUCUACACCUCGGUGGAGGAGGUGGAUCUUCUGAUUGAGGCUCUGAACCCCAGAGGUCACAGAGAGAGCGGCCUGAAGGAGGCGCUGCUGCAGGAGAGAGACAAACUGACCCACCUGAUGCUCAACUGUGAGCGGAGCAAGUACACCUACACAGAUGAUCUGGAGUGUUGCCAAUCUGUCCCAGAAUGCACCUCUGCAGCUGAGACCCUGAUGGAGGGGAGACUGAGAGACCUGUUGCUGGACAUUGAAGACCGAAUCCACCAGGGAACCUUGGGGACCCUGAAGGUGAUGGACAGACAGGUGUGGCGCUCGGCACUGGGAGCAGGAAACUACGAGCUGCUGUGCUCUGACGGCAGAAUGAACGGACGGGUGGAGCCUGUGGAGGUGGACUCACCUGUCCACCUGAGAGCCAGAGACAGACUCCAGGAGCUGAGGUGUGACGGCGGCAGCGGCGGAGCGACGCCUCAGCUGGUCAGCAGCUCGGUGCCGAUCCUGGCCCAGGCGCUGGCUCACAUUGAGCAAGGCAUCGAGAGGCGCUUCAUCAAAGCUCCACUGGGAGACGAAGACUCAAAGAAAGAUCACAAGUCCAAGAAGAACAAAAAAAAAGACGAGGACCAGGCCAGUGAUGACGGCAGUGACAGCGGGCGGGUCAUUAAGACAGUGUUGGAGCGAUGGAGGGAGUCCCUUCAGAUUUGCUCAAGUCUGUCUCAGGUGUUUGUCCACCUGUCCAGUCUAGAGAGGAGUGUCCUCUGGUCCCGCUCCGUCCUCAAUGCUCGCUGUCGCAUCUGCAGACGCAAAGGAGACGCCGACAACAUGCUGCUGUGUGACGGCUGUGAUCGAGGACACCACACCCACUGCCUGAGACCCCGCCUCAAGGCGGUGCCAGAAGGCGACUGGUUCUGUCCAGACUGUCGACCCAAACAGCGAUCAAGACGCCUCCCAUCCCGUCAGCGCUCUUCUAUUGAUGAGGAAGAGCCAGAAGAGGAGGAGGAGGAGGAGGAAGAAGAGGAAGAGGAUGAAGAAGAAGAUGAAGAGGAGUCGGAGGAAGAAGAGGAUUCCGAUGAGGAGGAAGAACCAGUAGUUGUCAGAACCAAGAAAAACCCGUCCCUGCCCUGUAAAGGCAAAGGUCCACAAGCCACUGCCAAGAACUGCACACCUGCCUCAGCAGGGAAAAACACAUCUGCAUCCAAGUCCUCAGGUAAGAAGGCCAACGCGUCUGCAGGUAAAGCGCCGACCCGUUCUGGAAGUCGGGUCAGCGCCCGUCUGAGCCACGAGAUCCUGGCAACAAACACCAAGACCUCCGUGGCUCAGACAGAGCCCCUCAAGAGGCAGCCAACAGACGUAGCCCCGCCUCCUAAACCCUCCAGACCCGUCCUCCCCCCCCCUUCAUCCUCCUCCAGCCGGCGCUCUUCUGGCAGGAACCAUGGCGUCCAUGAGCUGUCGGCCUGUGAGCAGCUGACUGUGGAGCUCGUCAGACAUGAGGACAGCUGGCCUUUCAUGAAGCUGGUGUCCAGGACUCAGGUGCCUGACUACUAUGAUAUCGUCAAGAAGCCGAUCGCUCUCAGCACCAUCAGAGAAAAGGUCAACAACUGUGAAUAUCAGGCAGCUGGUGAGUUUGUCUCCGAUGUGGACCUGAUGUUCUCCAACUGUCUCCAGUAUAACCCUCGUCACACUAACGAGGCAAAGGCGGGACAUCGUCUGCAGCAGUUCUUCUACUCGGAGCUUAGCAGGCUCGGCCUAUCAGAGCGAGGCGCCACGCCCCCUGCUAAGCGCUCCCGACGCUGAAUCAAACGUACCCCGUGACCUCCUGACCCUGCUGUUUUUAUGCUCAGAGCCGAUCCAAUCAGAAUGAUUAAAAUGGAAAUGAUCUCAUGGUCACAUGAUCAGUUUUGCUCUUAAAACAAAUGUUCUGAAGAAAGUUUUGUCUUCUUGGAGUUUAUGAAACGUUGAGUAGAUUUGACCUGCUGACCUUCAGGGUCUUUACUUUCUGUCCAUAUAUGUGGACAAGAGAGACAAAUGGUAGACACAGAUACGCUGAAGGACAGACCGUAAAGACAUUAGAGAAGGGACACUAGAGCAAAUGGAGACGGGCAAUAACUACUAAACAAAGUUCCUCUUUACACCAGCAUCCAAACAAUCUCCCAUCAGGCCUUUGUUUUCUCUCAGGGACAAAAAUAAUUUAGAUUUCAAUGGGAAGUAUUUUUUUACUGAAGCAUCGCCGGGCAACGAGGCCAAAUGUCAUUAAUGAAUAAAAGUGAAAUAAGUCAGCCUUUCACUCUGCUGUGUGUGUGUGUGUGUGUGUGUGUGUGUGUGUGUGUGUGUGUGUGUGUGUGUGUGUGUGUGUGUGUGUGUGUGUGUGUGUGUGUGUGUGUGUGUGUGUGUGUGUGUGUGUGUGUGUGUGUGUGUGUGUGUGUGUGUGUGUGUGUGUGUGUGUGUGUGUGUGUGUGUGUGUGAGGGCUUUUAGCAUAAAGUGAUUUGGAUUUAGGGUAAAAGAUCAAAUGAAUAUGUGGAAUCGUUCCUUCAGCCGAAGAAACCGGACUCUCUGGAUUUGUAGUUGUUCUGUUUUCCCUUAAUGUGUUUGUAGCAGCUGCAGCUCGGCCUCUCUCUGCUGUACACUACACUGGAGCCACUGCUGUGUAUUUAUUUAGUUCUUUGUUGGAUUUAUUUAUGACUGAUAGAAGCUUCCUGAUGCUCCUUGUUCUCAUGUAAAAAUAAACUGACUUUAAUAACGCA
This is a messenger RNA of Pungitius pungitius (ninespine stickleback), 5589 nucleotides long. It is a transcript of the gene baz1a, whose product is annotated as bromodomain adjacent to zinc finger domain, 1A. Gene Ontology annotation, cellular component: CHRAC; nuclear chromosome. Gene Ontology annotation, molecular function: protein binding; DNA binding. The record is from RefSeq and is a predicted model, not a curated record. Gene Ontology annotation, biological process: chromatin remodeling; regulation of heterochromatin formation; regulation of DNA-templated transcription. Bases 352 to 4641 code for a protein of 1429 amino acids. Lineage: Eukaryota; Metazoa; Chordata; Actinopteri; Perciformes; Gasterosteidae. The transcript is spliced from 29 exons.